Molecule: messenger RNA, 1347 nt
Organism: Lingula anatina
Lineage: Eukaryota; Metazoa; Brachiopoda; Lingulata; Lingulida; Lingulidae
Product: protein lifeguard 1
Cellular component (GO): membrane
Source: RefSeq, a predicted model, not a curated record
AGCUGUGGACUAUCUCUAAGAUGUAUUGUGUUAGUUGCGCCAGGCUGUUGUGACGAGCGGACACACACUGCGCAUGUGCAGUUGAUUACUUCCUGUGAAACUAAAACAGAAACUGACGUGCAGUAAGCUGCUGACAGAAGCAGAGGAUCUGUGCUGAAUUGAUAUAUUCAUUGGUUGGUCAAGGGCAGGGACUGUACAGGUAUUAGAUAGAAAACACACCACAUAACAAGAUGUCGAUGGGAUACGAGAAUGUUGACGAUGAUUUCAACACAGCUGGCUUUGAGUUUGGAGAACAGAGCAUUCGUAUGGGUUUCAUAAGAAAAGUCUAUGGAAUCCUGAUGUGUCAGUUGGCUGUUACUAUGAUCUUCAUAGCACUGUUCCUCUAUGUAGAACCCAUAGCACAUUAUGCCCAGGCCAAUCCCUGGAUGUUCUAUUUAGCAAUAGCCAUUACAUUUGUCACCCUGAUUGCUCUGGCAUGCUGUACUGAGGUCAGGAGAACCUUCCCCAUGAAUAUGAUCUUUCUGGGACUCUUUACACUGUGUGAGUCAUAUUUCCUAGGAACGGUGGCAAGCACAUACAAGGCAGAGCAUGUGUUAAUGGCAGUAGGAAUUACAGCAGCAGUGGCAUUGGCUCUGACGAUAUUUGCCUUUCAAACAAAAAUUGACUUUACCAUGUGUAGUGGUUUGCUGUUUGUGCUGCUGAUUGUGCUCAUCUUGUUUGGACUCAUGUGCGCCAUCUUCAGGAAUCAUUAUGCCUACAUAGCCUAUGCUUCACUCGGAGCCCUGAUCUUCUCAUUCUUUAUGGUAUUCGACACUCAGUUGAUGCUGAUGGCGAAGCAUCGCUACACGGUUUCCCCAGAGGAGUACAUCUUUGUUGCCCUGAAUCUCUAUAUCGAUAUUGUGACAUUGUUCUUGAUUAUCUUGGCCAUUAUCCGAGGAACUUAUGGAAGACAUUAAUAGUAAAUUAGAUUUGCCAUUUAGAUAUUGCUGUGAAAUUAAUUGUGCUUUUUUUUUUCAACUGUUCACAAAUUCCUCCAAUCCAUUGGUUCACAGCAGAAGGAUUUACUGAGAAAAUAACUUAUCAUGGUACAGACAGUGCACAAUGAUUUAGAUUUGCUUUCAAAUCCAGCACUGUUUAACGAAAAAAAAAAUAUUCAAUACAAUUUCAUUAUAUUGGUAAGUCUUCACAAGUAAAUUAUGAGGCUGGAGGAAUCUGUGCCUGUUUAUUUUCAGUGCUCCUGAAUUUUCCAUCAUGUUUAUUGAUGUAAUGUGUUUGAUUUAGUUUCCAGAGCCACUGAAGUUUCUUCUUGCUGUUGUCAUUAUUAUUAUUAUUAUUAUUAUUAUUAUU